Molecule: messenger RNA, 1561 nt
Organism: Electrophorus electricus (electric eel)
Lineage: Eukaryota; Metazoa; Chordata; Actinopteri; Gymnotiformes; Gymnotidae
Source: RefSeq, a predicted model, not a curated record
AUGGCUUCGGUUCUAAUGCCACACACUUUACGCUGCUUCCUGUCUUUGCGUGUGAUGGGUGCACCCCCUCGAAAAUUGACAUCAGAGCGUUCAGGAUUUGCCCCCAUCAGGAGUCAAAACUUCAGAUUCCCAGUUCCAUCUGCCCCACUGACCUUUGAGGAUCCACAGGCAUUCCGGGAGAAGAGCUUAUGGGAGCUUGUACGAGCGCUCGGAGUUUUCAGGCUAUGCUCUUUUCCUUUGCUGGUCAACCACUUUGGCAAGAUCAUGUCUUUUGCACGGACCGUCCUUGGAAAGAGGGGUUUCAGCAUGGUCCUUCGUCCAUUUGUGUAUGCUCAGUUUGUAGCAGGGGAAACGGAGCCUGAGAUUGACAAGUCCUUGAGGAAGAUGAGCUCACUGGGACUUAGGCCUAUGUUGGCUGUGCCCAUUGAGGAGGACCUAGGAGAGAGCACUGGAGAGCAAAGGUACGAUGACAACUUGGCGUCCAUGUUGGAAUGUGUACGCAUGUCCCACAGCAAUUCUUGGAGCAAAGAUCCCAUGAUGCAGCUGAAGAUCACAGCACUGGUCAGCCCAGAGCUUUGUGUUAAGCUGACAUCUUUGAUGAAGGAACAAAAGUAUGAUCUUAACUUCUUUGUUAAAGCUAUGGAUAAAGAGGUAGUGGUUACAUUUCCUGGCCUCAGCGAGAGUGAAAACGCACAUUUUCUGCGUGGCCUGUGCAGACUAAAUCAAAUAGGACAGGCCAGUAUUAACAAAGUCAGAGUUCUAGUUGAUGCUGAGUAUACAUACAUGAACACUGCCCUCUCAGUCAUCACCAUGGCGAUGAUGAAAAAGUUCAAUCAAGAGGACGCCUGGAUCUGGAACACUUAUCAAUGCUACCUAAAAGAGUCAAGAGACCUUUUGCUCAACGCCAUUCGCCUGUCUGUGGAUGAAUCUUUCUGUCUUGGAAUUAAACUUGUACGAGGUGCCUACAUGGACAAGGAGAGGAAGUUGGCUGGCAAAGAAGGCAGAGAUGACCCCAUUCACCAAAGCUGGGCGCAAACAAAUGAAAGCUACAACGGCUCUCUGGAAAUUAUGCUGAACCUCAUUUCCCAGAAUCCAGACCGCUACAAGAUCAUUGUUGCAACUCACAAUGAAGAGUCCGUUAGGAGGACUAUAACACAGAUGGAUGAGUUACAGAUCAGUCGAGAUGGGGGUUUGGUGUGUUUUGGCCAGUUGUUGGGGAUGUGUGACCAUGUGUCUCUCACUCUGGCCCAGCAGGGUUUCUCAGUGUACAAAUCUGUGCCAUACGGUUCAGUGGACGACACACUGCCAUACCUGGCACGUCGAGCGCAGGAGAACCGCGCUGUACUGCAGGGCAUCCGCAAGGAGAGAGAUCUGUUACGGCGAGAGCUAUGGCGCAGACUUCAGGGGAAGUUCAGUGGCUCUAAAUAGAGCAGGAGAGAUUUCUGUGCAAAGAGAAUAGGGCUUCAGAACAUUAAAGUAAUAUUUUUCAACCUAAUCUCUAUCUACUGAGUCUGUAGUGUAUGGUCAGUUAACACUGUCAACAAUUCAACAGCCACCCUUA